GUCGUGGUAGUCACUUCCAACAUUUAUAUUAGGGUGCAGUUCUCUAAAAUCUACUAGCAGAUAUCGUCGACGGAUUUAUUCAGAUCAAGCAUUUACAUCUAACAUCAUAAGAUCCUCUAUAUCAACGGCGGCGCUGUCCGUGAUAAGUGGUGGCAGAAGCAAUGGCCGCCUGAACCGUGAGGAGCAGAGCUGUCGCAGUAGUUGCUGACUAUCCGUAGACAGUGUGCGAUAGUGAGAGGAAGUCGCUUUUAAAGCUUUCGUCUUUUUUAAAACCGUCAAGGAGUCGCCCCUGGAGAGAACGAAACGUUGGCCAGGUCGCACGUGCUGCUACUACUGCUGCUGUUGCUGCUGCUGCUGCUGCUGCUGCUGCUGCUGCUGCUGCUGCUGCUACUGCUGCUGCUGCUGCUGCUGGGCUUUCUACGCGAUCGAGAACAUCGACCACCACUGCAGUGUGUGCUCAUGCUCACCUCUACGUUGCCCCGCGUGAGGAUUUGGUUUCUUUGCUGUGGGCAUUGUUGCUGACAGCUGACACGCUAGAUGACCAGGCCAAGUCUGAAUGGACAGCCAAGACAAUUCUUUAGAAGUGGGAGGUGUUUCUAUGAUCUCUGACUUUUCUGAACCUGCAGAGAUUCUUGAAGUCACUGAAUCCACUGGUCUCAGCCCUCUGACCUCUUCCCUUGAUCAUAAUCUCACCUUCCAUGAAGAUAGCCCUUCUUCCAACGAGAGCAAAAUGGGCAUUGAAAACACAUGGACUGAAGCAAAUACUUCUGCCUCAGAUUAUGCUGUACCAUUGCAAGCUUCAUUUCCAGAAUUAGUUUCAGAUCCAUUAAACGAUAAUAGGAAUGGUGUUGAACAUGGGCCUUUCCUUCCCUCGAGUGAAGCUGAACUAAAUGAUUUUUUUUCUGAUACUGGAGAUCCUCCUGAUGAUUCAGUAAUUGAAGUAAAUGCACCAGCUGGUGUGUGUGGUCUACGGAACUUAGGUAAUACUUGCUUCAUGGCAGCUGGACUACAAUGCCUGACUGCUACACCACCAGUGCUGUGUCAUUUUCUUGAAUUGCAACAACGCAGCGAGAAAGUACCGCCACCUGGCUCAUUAAUGGCAAAUUUCAGUGCAUUAUUGAGCAAAAUGUGGUCAGGCAAGUAUAAUGUACUACAGCCCACUGAAUUUAAAGAGACUCUUGGAGUAUAUCACUCACAAUUUAAAGAUUAUCGACAGCACGAUUGUCAAGAAUUUUUGGCAUUGCUGCUAGACUCCUUACAUGAACAAAUGAAUUUAUCAAAGACAAAUAAGCCAUGCCAUAUACCUACCGCUACAGCGACAACUGCCAGUGCUACAAAUUCAAAUCAAAAUGGAGACAAAGAACCUUGUUUGGGGGCUACAUUUAAUACUGCCACUUGUGAUCCUGAUUUCAUGGACUUUUUUGAUGAGCAUAUUUCACUAGACAACCCGAAUAGUCCUAAUGUUACCAUGGCUGGUUCACCUAGAGAAUCCUGUUUGGAUGAUCUGGAUAGUACGGCAAAUUCUCCUCACAAUUCUCCAUUGAACGAAGACGAGGAGACUCUGGACUCGGACGAGAUUGUCGAUCCAAAGUCUAGUUUCAACCACAAUGAUAUGAAAGAACUCCGUCAACUACGGCUAAACAAAUUCAACGACAUCGCAAAGGAUGCCAAAACAAGUAAUGCCAACUUCUUAGUAUCGCCGCAAGAGUGUAAUAAUGAAAUACAUUACGACUCGCAAAAGUUCCCUAAGGAAAAUAGCCGAAGAAUUACCCUUGAGAACGCCAAUCUUACGGAGAGUCACGAUUUUGACAAUAAAAACGUCAGCGGCAAGCGGUUAAAAGAAGUCAAUUGCCAGCGGACCAAAUGCAGUCCAGAAUGUGUUUCAAGCGGAUCUGAAACGGAGUAUGACAGCGGAUUGGAAAAGUGUAAUGUUAAGCGAAUGCGAUUAGAGGACCAAGAGAAGAAUCAUAAGAAAGAUGUGCUUGAUGCUGAUGCAUUGCAAUGUGCGAGGCUUCUGCAAAAUCAUGAAAACGGUGCUGUAGCGACGCAAGACGAUGUCGAGGCUGAAAAACACUGGUCUAAGCAUUUACGAGCAAACCGAAGCGUUAUUGUCGAUACCUUUCAAGGCCAGUUCAAGAGCACGGUGGUAUGCUCACAUUGUAAGCAUGUAUCGGUAACAUACGAGCCAUUUAUGUACCUGUCUGUACCGCUACCUUAUGCGAUGGAAAGGCAGUUGACCGUUACUUACAUUCCCGCCAACGGCGAAUCACCUAUCAGAUGCGUUGUCUCGCUCAAUAAACAGUCUAGGGUUAGUAAGCUUAAGGAGGAAUUACUGAAGACUCUCGAAAAAAAUGACGUAUCUACGUCCAGUAUUGCUGUGGCUGAGGUUUUGGAAAAUCAUAUCGCAAAAAUAUUGGAAGACAACCUAAUGCUGAAGUUCGUGAAUGACUCGACACGAUUAAUCUAUGCAUUCGAGCUGAAAGAUCCUCCCGAGCCAUGGGUCGAGUCCGACACUGCUAUCCCAAGUACAAGCAGUAGUAGUGGUUGUAGCAGUAGUAAUAGUACUGACCAGCCAAUCGAGAAUAGUCCAAGUAGUACGAGCUUGUCUGUGGGUUCGGCUCCAGAUGAACCUUGCACAAUCUGCCUAGAGGAGAACGAUGGUGAUCUUAAGAGACACAGUGAGAACAAUUGUAAGCUUCUCAUGUGCGAUCCUUGCAUCGAGAACUACUUCAAGAGCGACAAGAGACCGAACAAGUGUCCAGUGUGCUCAGCUGAGAUGACCUCUAGCUCCUUCGUCAGAAUCGACCAGUCCCAACGUGCUCGUCCCGCUAUCCGAAUACUCAAUGUGCCGUUGGUAAUGCGACACGACACCGUCGAGGCAACCAACAAUCGUAAAAGUACCAAGCUUUUUGGACAUCCACGGCUAUUCAAACUACCCUCGAGGAUCGAUGCCAAAGAUCUAUGGACACUUGCUAAAACGGUUGUGCCAGAAGAUGAUACUUUUACACUUCAUCUCGUAGAUGGGCAGGGUCGUCACUGCUCCCGAUGUAUAUUUGGAUCGCAUUGUACUGGUUGCAAGGUUGUUGAGAGUGGUAUGGUUAAUUUACAAAACAUCGAUACUCUGGCCAUACGGUACACCGAAAACGUUCCUACAACCCAACAGGUCAUAGAUCACGUAAGUGUCAGUCAACUAAGGAAGCACCAUCAGCUUUCUCUUUACGACUGUUUACAAGCAUUUAGCCAAAGCGAAAUCCUAGAUGAACACAAUCCAUGGUAUUGUCCUAAAUGUCGAAAUAAUCAAUGUGCUACUAAAACGUUAACCGUUCAUCGGUACCCCAAGUUCCUUAUUGUCUAUCUUAAAAGGUUCGUUUUCUAUGAGUGCGUGAGUACGAAACUGGACGAUAAAGUGACCUUUCCCUUGGUAGGGUUAAGUUGCGGAAAGCACCUAUACGACUUAUAUGCGUGCGUUUGUCAUUUUGGUGGAGUAUCUGCUGGACACUACACGGCCUACGCGAAAAAUCCACAAACAGAUGUUUGGCAUUACUACAACGAUGACAUCACGAGUAAACAAAAACCGCAUGAGGAAGACUUUAGUAAUGCUUACAUUUUGUUUUACAGUCGGCAAGGGUCCAACGUGAAACAGUGCAAUAUUUAAGGUCUUAUAACUAAGGAUACUAAGAAAAGUCGUACAUGACUGAAAAUCAUUAUCGCAAAAGACUUUUAAAGAUCUCAAAUGAGGUCUGUAAUUACGUAAAAGACAAAACAUAACUGAAAAUAUCUUUCAAAUUCGUUGGCUGUGUAUGUGAUGUAGCGAAAUUCGGACGAUGAUUCGCUCAAUGAUACUUGCUUUUUUUUCUUCAUUUUAAAGUCUUCGUUCAUAAUACUUGCGUUGGUAAGAGAUAAACUUAUUAAAGCUUUCCGUAAUAAGUGCUCAGAAAGAACGAUCAUAAGAAAUGGCACUUACAGUUCCGGAUAAAAUGUAGAGAUAAACAUGUACUAAAAAUUAUUAGAUCAUUUGAAUGGCGAAGUAAACGAGUGUUCCAGGAAUAUGUGUAAACAUUUUUUAUGUAAUACAAAUAGCGGAACAUUGCGCAUUGUUCCUCUCUCGGCAAUUUUAAUUUAUUUAAUUACUUUUCAUUCAAUUAAUUAACCGAUGAUGGGAUAUUUUUGAAACCUGUGCGUUUAACAAAAGAAGAAAUUGUAUUUUAUACAAAAGACUGCUUAAUUUGAUAUAAAACUACUAAUUGGUAGUACGUGAUUGCGAUGCUGCUGAUCAUUUACAGUAUCAUAUAUAUAUAUAUAUAUACGCAGUAUGAGUAUCCUGGAAGUGGUUAAUUGAAAUUUACCGGUACAUAAAAUAUUUUAAUCGUAAAAAGCAAAAGAAUUAGGUAAAAUCUUUAGAAAAUUUUUUUAAUGAAAUUGAUGAAAUAUUUCAUACGCGUUCCUCGAAUAAAUAUUGUUAAUUUGUCUGAUUUAUUAUUUUUUUUUAAUUAGUCGAAUAAUUUUUUGAUAAUUUUUAUUAAGACCGAGGAAUAGUGUAAUGGAAACAAAAGAAAAGCCGUUUUGACGUGAAAAUGUUUAAACGGAUUUGUACAAUAGACAAAAAUUUUGGUCAUUUCUAAUGGACGUAAUUUAUUAGAAAAAUAUAAAUAAAAAGAUCAUCGUUGAACUCUGCGUUUUACAUUA
Phymastichus coffea is the source of this 4686-nucleotide messenger RNA. RefSeq names its product ubiquitin carboxyl-terminal hydrolase 4-like. The transcript has 15 exons. Gene Ontology annotation, molecular function: cysteine-type deubiquitinase activity. Bases 557 to 3655 code for a protein of 1032 amino acids. NCBI's taxonomy places the organism in Eukaryota, Metazoa, Arthropoda, Insecta, Hymenoptera, Eulophidae. Gene Ontology annotation, biological process: protein deubiquitination. The record is from RefSeq and is a predicted model, not a curated record.